AUGGAUGAGGUGAUCAAAAUCAUGAAAGAUAAACUUGUUAUCAGUUCAAAGGAGGCAGAAACUCUGCAGGAAAACUUCAAAAAUACACAUUUAGAAUUUUUAUAUAACUUUAAAGAGAAUCUAACAUCUUUGCCUUGCGGAAGGAGAUACACAGAUGAAGUUAAGGAAUUUGCGUUAACUCUCUACUUCUACUCACCAAAAGCGUACAAAUAUGUUAGAUCAAUAAUCCCUCUGCCAAACCCAUCUUUAAUCAGGAAAUGGUCCACUUCCAUUAAAUGCGACCCUGGAUUUAUUGAAGAAGCAUUUACAUCGCUAUCCAAACAAAUUGAUGCUUCCCCUAUAAAUAAGGACUGUUGUCUGGUUAUCGAUGCCAUGGCAAUUCGCAAGCAAACAUUAUGGAACCCCCAAAAGGACCAGUAUUCAGGUUUUGUUGAUCUUGGCAAUGAAAUUCCAAAUGUUCAGUGUGACAAACUGGCAUCUGAGGCAUUGGUUUUCCUCUUAGUUGGAACAAGAAGCCAUUGGAAAUGUCCAAUUGGAUACUUUCUAAUCGACAAAAUCUCAGCCAAAGACCAAGCGAUGUUGGUGUCAAAAUCCUUGGAAAAGACUGCAAAGGCAGGUCUGAAAGUGUGGUCAGUGACAGCUGAUGGAACAGCAGUAAACCUCCGAACAUUCGAAAUACUUGGUUGUAAAUUAUCCGGCACGUAUGAUGAAAUGAAAACAUCAUUUAAGCAUCCAACAACUGGGGAAGACGUUUAUAUAAUCCUUGAUCCAUGUCACAUGUUGAAACUGGCUCGUAAUGCUCUUGGCCACCUUGGAUCCUUUGUUGACGGUGACGGAAAUGAAAUAAAGUGGCACUACAUCAAAGAAUUACAGCAACUCCAACAACAGAAAGGACCUCAUCUUGCCAACAAGCUCUCAAUGAAUCACCUUAAAUAUGAAAAACAUAAAAUGAAUGUUAGACUGGCUGCACAAACUCUUAGUUCAUCUGUGGCAAAUGCAAUCGAGUUUCUAGAUGUCUCUACUAAACAUCAUAGUUUUUGUGAUAGUCAAGGAACAGUCAAAUUCAUCCGCACAAUAGACCAACUUUUUGACAUGCUCAAUAGCAGAAAUCCUAUUGGAAAAGGGUUCAAGACACCUCUACGUCUCCAAAGCAAGGACACAUGGCAAGAAAUUUUUUCCACCACAGCGAAGUAUCUACUGUCGUUAAAAACUAAUACCCCCAUAACACAACUACUUUCAACAACUGCACGUAAAACAUUUAUAAUCGGGUUUGUAACCUGCAUCAAGUCAACAAUUUCUAUGGCUACACAAAUGCUUUGUGCACAAACCAACCCAUUCAAGUACCUAUUAACCUACAAAUUCUCGCAGGAUCAUAUCGAACUGCUUUUCUCAUGUAUACGAUCCAGAGGAGGAUGGAAUAAUAAUCCCAACUGUUUACAAUUCAUGUAUGCACUUAGAAAAAUGCUGAUGAGGAAUGCCAUCACUGCAUCAAAAAACGCAAAUUGUGUGGACUUCACUGGUUGCAACAGCAUUAUUCCACUUUUUCAUGUUAGAAAACACAAAGCACCACCAACUAACAACGAAAACCAAGAAGAAAGCACAUCUGAUGAGAUAAAUGCCAUGUGUGAACAGUUGGACCGAAGUGGGCACAGCGAAUUUACUUCUAAUGUGCUUUUUUACAUCGCUGGGUACAUAGUAUCAAAGCUAAUGGAAAACCUACCUUGUUCUGCAUGUAAAAGAAGCCUUUUCGCUCUGCCAAAACAAACCCCUGUAAAUGGGCAUGAUUACACCUCCAGUUUAUAUCAUGAGGCUGGCAAAGCAUCGUCUUUCACUAGAUUCGUCAAUCAAGGUGGUUUACAAAUCCCAUCAACCUCGGUAUUUCGAACAAUCGAGUACAGUGAACACGUUUUUAAAGCAACGGUCUGUGGUAAAGAUCAUCAACAAAUAAACAACGAGAAAAAUCUAAAGAAAAAAAUGAUAAUCAACGUAUGUCACCACUUCACACUGGAUACAACAGUGGAUGUUUUCACAGAUCAUGAAGACGGCGACAACGAACUGUUAA
Paramuricea clavata is the source of this 2062-nucleotide messenger RNA. Lineage: Eukaryota; Metazoa; Cnidaria; Anthozoa; Malacalcyonacea; Plexauridae. The record is from the annotation of a GenBank genome assembly.